AAAAAAUUAGUCCAAAGAGUAGCUCUUCUUGGCUUUCUCUUCCACCAGCAGCAACAAUUUUAUGUUUUUGGGUCUCUGAACUCCGAAGUCAAAUUCCAAUGGAGGGUCUAAUCCGGAGCUCUGCAAAUUACGUCCCUCUCUCUCCCAUCAGUUUCUUGAAGAGAUCAGCUUUGGUCUACAGGGACAGAACCUCUGUUGUGUACGGUGAUGUUCGGUACACCUGGAAAGACACCCUUGAACGCUGUACUAAACUCGCUUCUGCUCUUGCCCAGCUCGGAAUUUCUCGUGGAGAUGUGGUUGCUGCAUUGGCCCCAAAUAUUCCAGCAAUGUAUGAGCUACACUUUGGUGUUCCAAUGGUAGGUGCAGUUCUUUGUACACUAAAUACACGUCAUGAUUCGGCAAUGGUAUCAGUAUUAUUGAGACAUUCAGAAGCCAAAAUAAUUUUUGUAGACUACCAAUUUCUUCAUAUUGCUCAAGGAGCGAUUGAUAUUCUAUCCAAGACGAGGACCAAGCUGCCCCUGCUAAUCUUAAUUCCAGAGUCUGAUCAAUCAUCCUCCAACGUUAGCAACACCAUUUCCACAUCAAAGAAUCUGGAAUAUGAGAGUCUUUUACUAACCGGAAGACUUGAUUUUGAGGUCAGGUGGCCAAAUGAUGAAUGUGAUCCAAUCUCGCUAAAUUACACUUCAGGUACCACAUCAAGCCCAAAAGGUGUUAUUUAUAGCCAUAGAGGUGCCUAUCUCAAUUCACUUGCAGUGGCACUUUUCAAUGAGAUGAGCUCAAUGCCUGUAUAUUUAUGGUGUGUUCCUAUGUUUCACUGUAAUGGGUGGUGUCUCACAUGGGCUGUGGCUGCUCAGGGUGGCACAAAUGUCUGCCAAAGGAAUGUGACUGCAAGAGGAAUUUUUGAGAAUAUUUCUCAGCACAAAGUGACACACUUGGGUGGUGCACCCACAGUUCUGAACAUGAUAAUAAAUGCGGCAGCUAGUGAGCGGAGGACACUUCCAGGGAAGGUGGCAGUCAUGACAGGUGCUGCACCUCCACCUCCACAUGUGCUAUUCAAGAUGGAGGAACUAGGAUUUAUUGUUACCCACUCAUAUGGUCUGACAGAAACUUAUGGUCCUGCAACAGUUUGCACUUGGAAACCUGAAUGGAAUUCUCUUCCUCGAGAUACUCAGGCAAAGCUUAAGGCUCGUCAAGGGGUUCACCAUCUCGGCCUUGAGGAAAUUGACAUUAAAGAUCCUGUUACCAUGAAGAGUGUACCCCCUGAUGCAAAAACCAUGGGUGAAGUUAUGUUUAGAGGCAACAUUGUGAUGAAUGGAUACUUGAAAAAUUUGAAAGCAACACAGGAUGCAUUUAAUGGUGGAUGGUUUCGGAGUGGGGACUUGGGAGUGAAACACUCUGAUGGCUACAUAGAACUAAAGGAUCGUUCAAAGGACAUUAUCAUUUCUGGGGGAGAAAAUAUUAGCACAAUUGAGGUGGAAGCUGCACUUUCUAGUCAUCCAGCAGUUCUUGAGGCAGCUGUUGUGGGAAGACCUGAUGAUCACUGGGGGGAGACUCCUUGUGCAUUUGUGAAGUUGAAGAAUGGGUCUAAUGCCAGUGCAGAGGAGAUCAUUAAGUUCUGUCGGGAUAGAUUGCCCCAUUACAUGGCUCCUCAAACUGUUGUUUUUGAGGAUGAUCUGCCAAAGACUUCAACUGGUAAGACACAGAAAUUUGUUUUAAGGGAAAAGGCUAAGGCCAUGGGAAGCCUUCCAUGGAAGAGCAUCAGUAGACUGUAAUGCACCUUCAAGGAAUUUGAAGGUGACUGUUUACUUAGUACCCUGUUCCUUGUAAUUAUCGUAACUAGCCGCGAACCUGCGCGUUGCGAGUGAUAAUUAUUUUUAUGGUGGUUUUAUUAAAAAAAAAUUUACAAUUUAAACUAA
Molecule: messenger RNA, 1916 nt
Organism: Quercus robur (English oak)
Lineage: Eukaryota; Viridiplantae; Streptophyta; Magnoliopsida; Fagales; Fagaceae
Product: butanoate--CoA ligase AAE1-like
Exons: 2
Coding region: 99-1772 (557 amino acids)
Source: RefSeq, a predicted model, not a curated record